Leptopilina boulardi is the source of this 462-nucleotide messenger RNA. RefSeq names its product migration and invasion enhancer 1. The transcript has 3 exons. Gene Ontology annotation, biological process: positive regulation of filopodium assembly; negative regulation of apoptotic process. The record is from RefSeq and is a predicted model, not a curated record. Bases 147 to 437 code for a protein of 96 amino acids. Lineage: Eukaryota; Metazoa; Arthropoda; Insecta; Hymenoptera; Figitidae.
UGGUAGCAAUUGUAGUUGUAAACAUUUUAAAUCAUUUUCACAUUAUUCAUCAAAUGUCUUCAUAUUUUUAACUAUUUUACAUAAUUUUAUUCUUUAAAAUUAAAAUAAUAUCAAUUGAAUAGAAUAAUUAGAAUAAAUUUUACAAAAUGGAUGUUAAUGUUAAUGUGGAAUAUUGUGUUGUGUGCGGAUAUGAAAAAGAAUUUUUAGAAAUGACUAAAGCAAUUAAAUCUUUUGUGCCAGAUGCAAUUGUCACUGGUAAAGAUGCAAAAGAGGGUGCAUUUGAAGUAUCGAUUAAUGAACAAUUAGUGCAUUCUAAACUUCAAACUUUGGCCUUCCCAGAUCAUAAUAAUGUGGGUGAAAUUGUUAGAGAAGUAUAUGAAGGUUAUCCUGUUAGAAAAGUGGAUAAACAACAACCAAUUGAAUGUUCAAUACAGUAAAAAUUUUUAUCAAUUAUUCUCAUAA